GGCACCCCCACUACACAAGCUUCUGCCACAGAGACUAGCCCCGCAGGGCUCUGGCUCACCAUGAUAGCCACCGGCGGGCUCCUGAGGAUUUCCGCCAGAAAGCAGGAUCCCCUCCGCCCCCCAACCCAGGUCCCCAAGCGCAAGCGGAAAGCCAAGAAAAGGCGCAAGAACGAUGUGGUGGUGGUGAAAGGCAAGCUAAAGCUGUGCUCCAUCUCGGGGCUCAUUGCCCUCUGCGGGAUCCUGGUGCUGCUGGUGGGCAUAGCCAUGGCGGUCGUGGGCUACUGGCCCAAGGCCAAUGGGACCAACAGGGAAGGGGGUAAGCAGCUGCCACCCGCAGGCAGCGGCCACCGUGCCCCGACCACGGCCAAUAGCAACGGCAGUGGCAGCAAAAACCGGUCCAGGAGCCACCUGGGGACUCCGGGGGGUGUCAACUCGAGUUUGGUGGGCGCGCCCCGGAGCACACCUCCCGCGCGGUCCGCCGGCCCUUCGUCCUCUUCCACUUCUGUGGGUUUCUUCUUCCGCAUCUUCUCCGGGUACCUGCACUCUGACAAACUCAAGGUCUUCGGGCCCCUCAUCAUGGGCAUCGGCAUCUUCCUCUUCAUCUGCGCCAACGCGGUGCUCCACGAGAACCGAGACAAGAAGACCAAGAUCAUCAACCUGCGGGACCUCUACUCCACCGUCAUCGACGUGCACAGUCUCCGCGCCAAAGACCUGGCUGCCGCCGCGGCUGCUGCCGCCGCCGCCGCCUCCUCGUCCUCCGCCCCCGCUUCGGCGCCCACCGGGGCCCCGCCGCUCAACGGCUUCCUCAGCUACGUGCAGUCGCGGGGCCUGGAGCUGAAGCCCGGGAGCUGCGGCGGCAGCGCGGGGGACGCCUUCGGGGCGGCAGCGAUGCUGGCCAGGGGCUCGUGGCCCCACCCCGCCGCGCUGGGCGGGGGCGGCGGCGGGGCCAAGGGCGCCGCGUCCCCGCCGGACCUGGCCUCGUCCCCGCGCUGCCCGCGGGAGCCCCCGAGCCUGGCGGAGGCCGUGUACAGCAUCUACCGCGAGCGCUCGGGCGUGGCCAGCCGUCGCCGGGCCGCCGCCGCUGCCGCCGCCGCGGUGGCCGCUGCCGCCGCCGCCACCGCGGCCGCCAGCAGCGGCGGCAGCCCGGCGCCCUGCAGCCCACCCGAGAGCUGGGGGCGCCAAAGCACCGCCAGCUCCCUCGUGGGCUCCUCGCUGAGCGCCUUCGCGCUGCUACCCUUGCAAGGGGACCGCGACGGGGACGGGGAUGGCGCUGGGGAUGGGGACGGGGACGCGGAGGGCGCGAGCUGCAGCUGGCAGAGGCCGCCUGGGGAACGUGGCUCCCGAGAGAUCCCGCGGGGCGAGCUCGACCUGAGCUUGACCGAUCUCCGUGGUGCCCCGGGCGGCUCGCGCUGGGCGCCCAGAGAGCUGGAGGAGCCCGAGGGCGCGGCGGCGGCGCGCACCGCCAGGGGGCAGGGUGGCCGCCUGCCCAGGACCGGCAGGUAUGCGGCCCUGCGGCGCCGCAGCACCAGCGGGCUCCCGGACUACAGGGCGCCACCGUCCCCCGAGCCCCCGCCCUCCCCGGGCAGCGCGGAGCUGGACUCGAGCCUUCUGGCCAAAGCUGCCUCCCCCUCUCCGUCCCUGCGGCUGGAGGACUCGCCCCCUGCCAGGCCGGACUCGCCGAGCUCCCAGUCGGAUGACCCAUCCUGCUGCAAUAAGGGCUACACCCCCCUGCGGGAGGCUGGCACCUCUUUGGAGUCGGUUGUGGAAGCAGUAGCCAGUAAAAGUCCAGACUGUGAGGUCCCCACGGCCCCGGGGGCGCAGCAGAGGCCCCCCGAGGAUCCCAGCCAAGGGCCACCCGCGGGCCAGUCACCUCAGCCGGUGCAGAGGCAGUUUACAAACAAGGAGAAACUCUUCAUGAUUUCCCGCUCUCACGCCAUAGGGGUAGAGGAUGGAGAACUGGAAAGUACUGGCAUUUAGGAAAUGAAGGAGCGAGGGGAGGGGGGUAGUGGUGGGCAAAGGAAUCAGAGGAUUGGGGGAAUGCCCACUUGAAUCCGUGAAUUUAACAUUUCCCUAUUUCCUUGUGGACUUACCCGAGGAAAUCAUCCAAUACCCAAAGAGCUGCAGAAUGUUAUCCCUGAAAUGCGUUCACAAGAUUCCUGUAGAUAACUCCAAGCAAUUUUUUUUAAAAAAGCAAACUAGUCUUUUAUGUCCGAUGGUGAUUGUAUGUUCCAUGAAAACCAAAUGUAUUAAAAGGUCAGCAAUCUAGUUCAUUAGAUGAAAUUCUCUUAAUUUUCUUAGGAUCAAAAUAAUAUAUUUUUUUGACAGUAACUGUGCACUUUACUCCAACUUUUUCCUCCCCCUCAUUUCCCUAACCCUGUCCUGUGCCUCUGGUUUUGUCCAUAGCUGCUUGUGAAUGACAAGCUUUCCUUCUCUUGUGCUUUUGUGGAGCAUGGAAGGAUUUGUCAAAGUUCUUUGAGAACUGCCCUUACUCAAUGAAGUCAAAGCCAGAAGCAAGAGUCUGCCAGCAAAGAGCACUUUUCCUUGCCCCGCCCUAUUCUGCUCCAACAGCUCAAAGGCCUCUUUAUUUUUUAAAAGGGUAUUUACAUUUUACUACUAGGGUAUCUAAUGGAGGAGGGGAUGGGCAUCAUCUAGAUGGAUUGUUACAUUCCUAAAUUCACUAUAUCAAGUACACAAUAUUGAGUAUUAUCACACCUGUGUUGCAAAUAGCAUUAUUUAAAAAAACUUUUUUUAAUAAAAGAAGU
Neogale vison (American mink) is the source of this 2762-nucleotide messenger RNA. RefSeq names its product transmembrane protein 200C (gene TMEM200C). Lineage: Eukaryota; Metazoa; Chordata; Mammalia; Carnivora; Mustelidae. Bases 61 to 1977 code for a protein of 638 amino acids. The transcript has a single exon. The record is from RefSeq and is a predicted model, not a curated record.